AGACACUAGCGCGCUGAUUUGCAUUCACUGUUGCAAACACCUUCAAAUGUCCUUAUUGGUCAAUCACGAUAAGAGCCAUGUAUCGCUGUUUGCGCUCUCAUUUAGUACAGUGAAUGAGGUAAUUAGCGCGGGAACGUCUUUAUAAAUACCCCCCUUAGACUGGUCGCAGAGAACCUAUACCUCGACCCGACCACUACAACAUUCGCGUCAAAAACCUAUUGAAACCACAAUGAUUUAUCACCAGAGACACUCACUGUGGAAGCGACUUCGCGAAGUGACUCGCGAUCGUUCCCAAGAAGGUCACCCCCAGGCGUUCACCCUCAUGUUCUGCCCAUUCCCAGAAGACAAAGCGCGGACUCGACCAGACGAGUACGUGUACAGCCUCACCAAAUUCGGACCUUCCAACGAUGCUGUACUCCACACUAUAUUUCGUGCAAUUGGAUAACUCAAUGAGACCAAUAUGUACGUCGCGGCUCAUAGUCUUCGCGUUACCAAUAUGACGUCCUCUCGCCUCUGGCCACCGCACGACAAAAACCCGACAGUCAAAUUAUACGCGUUCAAGCAGAGCACCCACGAAGUUCCGCAUACCUUUCCAGUCCGCCUGCUUCCGGGUACAAAGAUACUUGCUGUAGGCCACAUUCAAGUCCGGGUUCCUGGACUUGGAUGGCGGAUGCUGGAAGAGUGGCUCAUUGACUGGGCCAUGGCAGAAUACGAACGCGGAACGUGCGAUAUGACGUAUGACGAACGUCGGGCUUUUUACAAGCAUCCGGUUGCCGGACUCAAAGCACAGGGAAAAUGGUGGGCCAAGAACAGGAAGCACUUUCCUGUAAUGACACUCCCGGCCGAGAUCCGUUCAAUCGUUUGGAGGCAUGCGCUGGGCUCAAAUAUAUCACCCUUCAAAACAAGCGAUCGACACGGUAAUUCUCAGCUGUCCAUCAUGGAUACAUGGAAAGAUGAUAUCGAAAGCUUCGACGAUUUUCAGAGAAAGCUGGCCCGCGGUUCAAUCAAUCACAAUCUUCUACUCGUCUCCAAAGCGGUCAACAAAGAGGCCUUUUUGGCGGCGCGGAUGGCAACCAAGCACUUCACGGAUUGCCACGUCUUGGGUGAUUUGAUCCGAAAUUUGGCGCCACAGCAGAUGAACUGGCUCGGCAAGAUCCAUCUGGAUAUGGACUUGACAGUUUUCUUCGAUUUCUUCGGGGUCACUGUUGAGCCUUUUCUCCAGUUCACCACUGUCCAUGAUGGUAUUUCCGGAUCUGCUGUGCUCAAGCGCCUUCCUGCGCUAAGAGUAUUGGAGUUGAAUGUCCAAUCCCCGUGGGUGGUCUUCUCACGAGAUCGGAGACGGGAACCAUCUAGAUUCGCGGAAAGAAACCCGUGGCGGAAGUUUAGGAGCGAGAGCGGGAUGACUUACGAUGAAGUCGACGUGGAGCCAUGUUUCAAGGUCGUCGUGGACUGGAUGUUACUGGCAGCAUUCCCAUUCAUCCAACAAAUCCCCAAGAUCGUACUACUUGGAGCGGUCAAGACUUGCCUACGAGAGAAAUGGCGUGCCAUUCUAGCACAAGCCAAGCGAGAGAAGCAUCUGGAUGAAGCCGACCGCAGCUUCAGCUACGAAAUGGAAGUCCAGAGGUUGAUGUUGAAUCCGCCGAGCAUCCUCAAUGUGCCUGAAUGUCACUGCCCGGCUUCGUGCAAGGACAGCUUACGACCAAGGGAUCUUCUGGAAUUUGACAGCGAUGAUGCGUACGUCAAGGAUGAGGUGCAUUAACCCCCAUUCCGAACGUUAUUGUCGUGGUUUGAUUGAUUAACAACACCUUGGUUUGCGGCGUGAAGAGUGGCUAAAGGUUUGGUUUGAGGCGUGCUUCUCAACGUAAAGCGAAAAGUACAUCUCAAUAAUUAGAAAACUUGAAAAGUUCGUGUCAAUAGUAGAGCUUAGUGCC
Molecule: messenger RNA, 1931 nt
Organism: Periconia digitata
Lineage: Eukaryota; Fungi; Ascomycota; Dothideomycetes; Pleosporales; Periconiaceae
Source: the annotation of a GenBank genome assembly